Messenger RNA from Branchiostoma belcheri (Belcher's lancelet), 1835 nucleotides. Its product is annotated as RNA pseudouridylate synthase domain-containing protein 3-like. NCBI's taxonomy places the organism in Eukaryota, Metazoa, Chordata, Leptocardii, Amphioxiformes, Branchiostomatidae. Gene Ontology annotation, molecular function: RNA binding; pseudouridine synthase activity. The record is from RefSeq and is a predicted model, not a curated record. The transcript is spliced from 9 exons. The coding region runs from base 1 to 810 and encodes 269 amino acids. Gene Ontology annotation, biological process: pseudouridine synthesis.
AUGAAUGUUUGUCAAAUUGUAGCAAUCAACAAGCUAGCCGGGUUACCUGUACAAGGGCAAACUCCAGAUCAGCUGAGUCUGAACAGUCUCCUCCCUGAACUGAGCACUGCUCUGGAGGCACCAGACCUGUCCAUUGUCAAACCCUUAGACUGGCACUUAUCUGGGAUUGUACUGCUGGCCAGGACACCUGAAGCAAGGGCAAAGGUCAUCAACGUUACAAAAGCUGCCACACAACGCAACAAGUUCUAUAGGAAAUACUGGGGUGUAGUUAUUGGGACACUUGACUCACCUGAAGGGGAAAUCAAGUGCCACCUUGCCCAGCAGAAGAUUGGAGAGCACACAAUGACUGUUCCGGUGUUAAACCCAACUCAAGCUGCAGUGAGGAGGAAGGAGGCUCGGAACUGCCUGACGAGAUACAAGGUCCUGAGUGAGGGCCAGGGAUACGCACUGGUGCUGCUGGAGCCCAGGCAAAUGUUUGUUGACCAACUGCAAGUCCAUCUGACCACCAAGCUGUGCAGUGUCCUCGGGGACCAUGUGUACUCCUCUCGUGUGGGGAGUGUGGCAGGAGUACCUGCACUCAUGGAGCCAAGCAAUGUUGGCCCAAGGACACAGCGAGUGCCAAAGGACAUUUUGAAGAGGAUGAACCUGCGUGCCAUCCAGAUGCACAAAGUCCCUGUCCACCUGCACUGUGGGGAGAUGGUCCUGCCGGGGUACAGGGGACAGGACGUCAGGAUAACUGCCCCCCUCCCCAAACACUUUCUCUGGACAUUACAGCUGCUAGGACUGAAGGACCCCACACAAGAGUCAUGAAGUACAGAUGUACAAAGUUCCCAAACUGCUUCAUAGUGAAGAGAUAGUCUUUUCUCACCCACAAACCCACCCAACCAACCAACCAACCAACCAACCAACCAGCCCCCCCUCCCCAAAUGCUUUCUCUGGACACUGCAGCUGCUAGGACUGAAGGACCCCACACAAGAGUCAUGAAGUACAGAUGCACAAAGUGCCUGUCCACCUGCACUGUGGGGAGAUAGUCUUGCCGGGGUACAGGGGACAGGACGUCAGGAUCACCGCCCCCCUCCCCAAACACUUUCUCUGGACACUACAGCUGCUAGGACUGAAGGAUCCAACACACAAGCCAUGACGUACAGUGAACAGUUGCACUGUGAAGAGAUAGUCUUUUCUCACCCAACAGUACCCCCCUCCCCACACACUUUCUCUGGACAUUACAGCUGCUAGGACUGGAGGAUCCCACACAAGAGUCAUGAAGUACAGUGAACAGUUGCACUAUGAAGAGAUAGUAUUUUAACACCCAACUCAAGGAUGUUAUAUCAACUGUAAACACACACCCCCUAAACACUUUCUAGAUCUCUGGACACUACAGUUGCUAGGACUUAAGGAUCCAACACAAGAGUCAUGAAGUACAGAUGUUCAAAGUUGCUGUACAGUUGCACUGUGAAGAGAAAUAGUCUUUUCUCACCCAACUGUACCCCCCUCCCCAAACACUUUCUCUGGACACUACAGCUGCUAGGACUGAAGGACCCCACACAAGAGCCAUGAAGUACAGAAGUUCAAAGUUCCUGUACAGUUGCACUGUAACUUGUGUAAGGAGAUAGUCUUUUCUGUGAAGGGAUAGUCUUGUCUCACCCAACCCAAGGACUUUAUAUCAACUGUACCCCUUCUGCAAACAUUUUAUAUGGACACAACAGCUGCUUGGAUGGAAGGACCCCACACGAGUUGUGAAAAUGAUAUACAAACAAUAAACAAUUCAUGAGUAGGAUGCUUUUGUAGGUUUCACCCAUUUUUUAUUUAUAUACUUGUACUUUAAUUUCAACAAA